This is a messenger RNA of Emiliania huxleyi CCMP1516, 561 nucleotides long. RefSeq lists its product as hypothetical. The transcript has a single exon. NCBI's taxonomy places the organism in Eukaryota, Haptophyta, Isochrysidales, Noelaerhabdaceae. The record is from RefSeq and is a predicted model, not a curated record. Gene Ontology annotation, cellular component: endoplasmic reticulum. The annotation marks the transcript as partial. Gene Ontology annotation, biological process: fatty acid elongation.
CAGGUCGCCGUCGUCACCGGGGCCUCGGGCGGGAUCGGCGCGGCGAUCGCGCGGCAGCUCGCUGCGGCGGGUGCGGCGGUCUGCCUGGCGGCACGGCGGAAGGGGCGGAUCGAGGCGCUGGCGGGGGAGCUGUCCCGCGCGCACGGCGUGCCCACCCUCGCCGUGGUUGCGGACGUGACCGACCGGGCGUCCGUCAAGGCGUGCGUGCGCGAGGCGGAGGGUGCGCUCGGCCCUGUGAGCGUGCUGGUGUCCAACGCGGGCGUGAUGCACUACACGCUGAUGAAGAACCUGCACGAGGACGAGUGGGCGCAGGCGGUCGACGUCAACUGCAAGGGCAUGCUCAACGCCGUCGGGGCGGUGCUGCCCGGCAUGCUCUCGCGCGGCAGAGGCCACAUCCUCACAAUCACCUCGGACGCGGGCCGCAAGGCCUUCCCCGGCCUCUCCGUCUACAGCGGCACAAAGUUCUUCAACGAGGCGGUCUCGCAGGGCUUGCGCGCCGAGUGCGUCGGUACGGGCGUCAAGGUGACGACCGUGCAGCCGGGCGACUGCCGCUCCGAGCUC